AUGGGCGCGCCGAAGACGAAAUGGUCCGUCGAGGAGGAGGACGCGCUGAAGCGAGGCGUGAAGAAGUACGGGCCGGGGAAGUGGCGGCUCAUCCAGAAGGACGACGUCCUCGGCAAGACGCUCAAUCUGCGCUCCAACGUCGACCUGAAGGAUAAAUGGAGGAACAUGUACCCGAACAACGGCUCGUCGGAGUACACGGUGCGAGCCGCGACCGCCCCUCUCCCGUCGUCGCUUCGUUCGUCCCGAGAUCGACGGCGCGUCGACGCCGCCGCCGCCGCCGCCGCCGCGCUCGCGUCCGCCGCGCGUCCGCCCGCCGCUCGAUCUCCGCCCGGGCUCGCGCGACCGCGCGCGUCGGGCGGCGCAUCGCUCCCGCUUCGCGAUCGGCGAGCGGACGCCGCGGCGACGUCGCGCGCGACGACGGCGACGCGUCUCAUUAUUCUCGGAGCGGUCGACUCGAUUCCUUUCGAUUCCUUUCGGGUCGCGCCGCCGCGCUCACCGCUCCGUCCAACCCCCUCCUCCUCGUCCCCGCCCGGACGCGCGCAGGACGACGACGAUAAGACCUCCGACGGGUCUCGAGGCGCGACGAAGAGCGAGAGCGGCGGGAGGCGCGGCGGGAAAGGCCGCUCCUCCGGCGGCGGCGGGUCGAGGGGCGGCGGCGGCGGCGGCGGCGGCGGGUCGAAGAAGACGUCCUCCGCGUCGGAGAAGAAUUCAGGCGGAGCGCGGAGCCACCACCGCAAGGAUAAGAGCGAGGUGAAGAGCGAGAAGGGCGCCGGGGGGGGGGGCAGCGCGGGAGGCGAUAAGUCCAAGCGCGACCGCGGCGGGAACGACGGAAACGGCGGAAACGCGAAGAAAAAGCAGAAAAACGCAGGCGGCGCCGGGGGCCGCGCGUCGGGCGGCGCCGCCCCCGCCUCAACCGCGACGAUGACCCCCGCGGAGGCGCCGUACCUGUUCCUCGUCAACGGGCAGUACAGGACCGCGGAGGAGGUGAACAAGGACGCCGCGAGGGCGGUCAGAGACGCGGAAAAAGCCGCCGCGCUCGCGGAGGAAGCGGCGCGGGAAGCCGAGACGUACGAGAAAGAGGCGUGGGAGGCGGAGCGGCUCGCGAACGCGCUCGUCGAGUCCGCGGAGCGGCAGAAGCAGCGGAUGGAGGCGCUCGAGCGGCAGAAGAGGGCGGGGGCGGGGGCGGGGGGGUUGAAGACGCCGACGGCGAACGGCGGCGAGGGCGGGGUGCCGGCGUGA
Micromonas pusilla CCMP1545 is the source of this 1239-nucleotide messenger RNA. Its product is annotated as single myb histone protein. Gene Ontology annotation, molecular function: double-stranded telomeric DNA binding. The record is from RefSeq and is a predicted model, not a curated record. The transcript is spliced from 3 exons. NCBI's taxonomy places the organism in Eukaryota, Viridiplantae, Chlorophyta, Mamiellophyceae, Mamiellales, Mamiellaceae. Bases 1 to 1239 code for a protein of 412 amino acids.